CGGCGCUCCGCAGGAUUCUCAGCUGACAGUCGAGCGAUCGAUCCACAUUUGAUCUUUAGACUAAAGGGAAACGGAAUAGUUGGGGUGCACCGCUGGAGAAGCCCGGGGACGGAGGUAUUUGACUGGGGGCCAACUCAAACAUAUCAAAAGAGCGUAGGAUUUGUUUCCUGUUUCCUGACGAGGAAGAGAAGACCGUGCCCUUCUUUACUUAUCUCCGUCCUGCUCGGAUCACAUGCAGGAUGUCUGCAGAGACGCCGACCAUCUCGCAAUUCAACACGACUCCCAACCCUUCUACCCAACCCUUUAUCACUUCGAUGAAUCCCACAGUAUUCCCAGAAUAUAACACCACUAACAUCACCGUUCCACAUGUAUGCCUGGUCAUCCUGUAUGAAGACAUUGGAACGUCUAGGGUCAGAUACUGGGACCUCAUGCUUCUGAUCCCGAAUGUUCUUUUCUUUGUGUUUCUGAUUUGGAAACUGCCCUCAGCUAGAGCAAAAAUCCGCGUCACGUCAAGCCCCAUCUUCACCACUUUCUACAUUUUGGUGUUUGUGGUGGCUCUGGUCGGCAUUACUCGGGCUAUAGUAUCAAUGACCGUCAGUUCUUCAAGUGUGGCUACUGUCACUGAUAAGGUUCUGUGGGAAAUCACCAGGUUUUUCCUCCUCACCAUCGAGCUGAGUGUCAUCAUUUUGGGUCUCGCUUUUUGCCACCUUGAAAGUAAAUCGAGCGUUAAGAGGGUUUUGGCUAUUACUGCGGUUUUAUCCCUUGCGUAUUCCGUGACACAGGGAACCCUGGAAAUCUUGUACCCGGACUCUCACCUCUCAGCUGAGGAUUUCAACAUUUAUGGACACGGAGGGAGGCAUUUUUGGCUUGCAAGCUCAUGUUUUUUCUUCCUGGUGUAUACCCUUGUCUCUAUACUACCAAAAACGCCACUCAAAGAUCGCAUCUCCCUCCCGUCCCGGAAGAGUUUCUACGUGUAUGCCAUAAUUCUGUCUCUCCUCAACCUGGUGCAGGGCAUUGGCAGCGCCCUGCUGUGCGCGGAUAUCAUUAACGGCUUGUGCUUAGUAGACAUUACCACCUUCCUUUACUUCAGCUUGUUUGCGCCACUCAUGUACGCAGCGUUCCUGAAAAGCUUCUUUGGAUCUGAACCAAAGAUUCUUUUCUCCUACAAAUCCCAAGUGGACGAGCCCGAUGAGACCGACGUCCAUCUCCCGCACCCCUAUGCCGUAGUGAAGAAAGAUGGGAUAGACACAGGAUUCUACUCCAACACGCAGAUAGACACCACGGCUUACCUCGAUGAUAUAGCCUCAAUGCCACAUAUUGUUGGGAGCGUCAACAGCAUUGACAGUGAUCGCUGGAAAGCCAUAAAUUCCUAAGCGUGAGCAGCCGACGGAGUCUUACGAAGAGACUCUGCGUU
Spea bombifrons (plains spadefoot toad) is the source of this 1414-nucleotide messenger RNA. It is a transcript of the gene TPRA1, whose product is annotated as transmembrane protein adipocyte associated 1. The record is from RefSeq and is a predicted model, not a curated record. The transcript is spliced from 12 exons. Gene Ontology annotation, biological process: G protein-coupled receptor signaling pathway. Gene Ontology annotation, cellular component: plasma membrane. Gene Ontology annotation, molecular function: G protein-coupled receptor activity. Bases 240 to 1373 code for a protein of 377 amino acids. Lineage: Eukaryota; Metazoa; Chordata; Amphibia; Anura; Pelobatidae.